Molecule: messenger RNA, 441 nt
Organism: Vollenhovia emeryi
Lineage: Eukaryota; Metazoa; Arthropoda; Insecta; Hymenoptera; Formicidae
Product: proline-rich protein 4-like
Exons: 3
Coding region: 1-441 (146 amino acids)
Source: RefSeq, a predicted model, not a curated record
AUGCAGGUUUUCUUAUGUCUUGUUUCGUUUGGCAACAUGGUGUUGGCUAGCCAUUUUGCCGAGGACGAUGGUGGUUCAACAUACGAAGAGAAAACGAAAACUGUGGAAGUUCCAAUUAUUAAAAAAUACGCUAUACCUAUCCCGCACCCUGUACCGGUCGAGGUUCCCAAGGAAAUUAAAAUACCAGUGCCCCAGCCUUAUAAGGUGCCAAUCGAAAUCCCUCACCCAUAUCCAGUCGAAGUUGUUAAACAUGUUGAGAUACCUAUUGAGAAGCCAGAGCCUGUUAUUAUCGAGAAGCAUGUUCCUUAUGUUGUGGAGAAGCCAUAUCCCGUCUACGUGGAAAAGAAAUUCCCCGUUCCAGUGGCGAAACCAUAUGCCGUUCAUGUCCCAAUCUACAAACACGUGGUCCAUUAUACGUCCAAGGGUAAAGGGUGGCAUUAA